GUAUCUCCAGUGCGAAAACGCGUGUCCUUACUAUGGGUCUAGUGUCCUCCUUGUAGCGAGUAUUUUGUGACCAUACCUUAGAUCUGAGUACCUCGUCCGCCAGUUUAAGGCUACCCGUUUGUCCAGCCAACAUGAUACGCCAUAUAAUACUCUAGUGGAGCGCUUAAGCUAGCGGCAAUUUGAAUUCACCGUUUGCUGGCUGUUAAUUUAUUAGCGAUAUCAUUCUAGGUAUCCUGGGAUUUUGCCCGCGGAGCACCGCCACGCGGCCUCGUCAUGCAGCAGCAGCAUCCAUUAGGACACCAGGCGGCGGCGAGCAGCGUACAGCUUUUGCAAGCAUGGGCUGCAGGGGGAGCUCUUAGCGGCAUGUCUGGACGGAGCCGCAGUGGCCGGCUUAUGGGAACCGCUGGCGAAAUUGCGCGAAUGCAACUGCCCGCCAGUCAACAUGUCGGUAACCCGACUCCAGCCGAUGGCGAAUACCCUGUUGGCGAUUCGACGGGAUCUUCUCCUCGCACGCAGCAACUGUCGCAGCUUCAAAAUGGUCGCGGCCGGCACCAACGUCAGGUGCAUUACGACAAUGCCACCGCUGCCCAUCACAAUCGCGCACAGCAAUUGCAAGCCCAGCAGCAACAACAACGCCCCCAGCACCGCCAACCAGAGCCUGAUUACCAACAUGAACACCAACAGCCGCAGAGACCUAAGAGUGUUAACUCCAGGAUCAUUGCAUUUGUACGGGAUGGGAUGUUAACACUGCAGCUGCCCUUGGAUGAUGCUGACCUUCAAUCCUCUGGCAGUUCUGGCUAUGCUAUCACUCCAAUGGACUUGGCAACAGGCCAGCCAUUGGGCCCUAGCCACCUGGUAAACACAGCUAGUUUGGUCGCGGCUGCCGCAGCUGCAGAGCGCAGCCGACAGCGGCAACAGCAGCAACAACAGCUGCAUCAACUCCUCCUGCAGCAGCAACAAGCCCGACAGCAGCAAGAGGAGCUACAACUGGAACGCGCAGCUGCGGCGGCCGCGGCGGCCCAGCAGCAGCAACGCAAGCUAUCCUGCAGCACCGCCGAAGCGCUUGAAGGCCACCCGACACAGCUGCAUCAGCUGAUUAAGCUGAAGGAUGCAGGCGCGGCUCGCCCCUCCAGGAUUGCGGGUUUAAUGAGCGACCGAGUCCCUGACGGCGUUUCAGACGGGGGUGCUGCUGACAGCGGAAGCCAAGGUUGUGGCGUCGGCGGCAGGCGCGGCAGUGACGGUUGCCGUGGCGGCGGCGGCGGCGGGGAUGGAGACGCAGAUGGGGGCUGGGAUGACGCAGCGGAGCCCAACGGCGGCGGCGGCGCUGCUGCCGCCGUUGCCGCCGUACAUGCUGCCCUUCGCAGCGGCCAGCCGCAUGCGCUUGCUGCGGCGCUAGCAGCUCUACGAGAGCAUCAGCAGCACCAGCAGCAACAACAAGAGCAGGAACACGAACAGCAGCAACGACAACGACAAGAGCAACAGAAUCAAAACGGCCGGCGCCACGUCACCCAACACGCAUCUCGGCAAGCCCUUGAACUGACGUACGACUUACGACUGGGAGGCCAGGAGGACUUGUACGACAGCGCGCAACAGCAGCAACAACAACAUCUGUCCCAAAAAGAACGGCACCAGCCGUACGACAACAGCAGCAGACAGCUUGCCUUGUACAACAGGCCGCGAGCGGAUGCCGUACCUGACCGAGCCGACAGCGCAAUUGCCUACGUCACCCGUCGUGGGGAUGCGCUGAUCCCGAUCCCCGCUGCAUCAUUGAGAGGUGUAGAUUCGGCCCCAAAGCGGCCGGUGGAUGUGUCAGCGUUCAUGGUGAACGGUCGGGAUGCCGUACAGAAACAAACCAGCGGUGGCGAUGGGGCUAGGGCGGGGGGUCGUGGGGCCCUGCAGCAGCAACCACCGCAGCAACCGCAGCAGCAGCACACGGGCGCCAUGCGUGGAAGGAUGCCCGUCCCUCAGGACCUGGCGCAACGGUCCCGUCACCGCAGCAGCCACGAUGGGUACGACAUCCAUGGUCAUGGCGGCCAAAUCCGCGGUGUGCCGUACGACGUCGCACCGCCGUACGACGAUGCUGACGUACAACAACUGUUCGGCAGGGGCUCGACGGUGGCGACGGUAGGGCGUCAGAUGCAGGAGGGCGUUGGCGCGAGCCGCAAACACGCUUUGGGAGCAGCAGCCGUAGGGGAAGCAGAGGGCGAUGGUGACAUGGGGCCUCAAUUGCAAGCAGCGCCUCAUGCCAACGGCGGCUCCGCUGUUCCCCCCUCAACACGGCCCGUUAGUGCCGUUGCGCUCGCCGGCAUGAACGUCUUGCGGCUGGCCGCAAUGGCUCAGCAGCGAGCGAGCGCCGCCGCCGCAGGGCAGGGGGUGGGGUUGCUAAACGAAUCCGGAGCCGCUGGAGACCCCGCCGGGCAUGUACGGAAGGGGCUGCCCUCGUCAAUUGCAGUUCAACAGUAUGGUGACGGCGGCCGCGGUGGCGGCAGCGCGUACGGGCCUCCCGACGCUUCCGGCGCAGCAGCAGCCGCGGCGAUCCUCGAUGGGAGGCAUGGCCGGGGCGGUUCCGUUGCCGCCGGUGGAGGGGCAGGAAGGGAGCGUGGCGGCGGCAGCGGCGGCGUGGGAGUUAGGGCUGCGGUCGAUGGUGGCGGCGGUGGUGCGGCAUUCCCGUACGGUGACGCUCGCAGCAGUCGUCGUGAUACCGUUGGCACAGCUGACGGCGGCGGCGGCAGCCGGGAUUCGAAGCCACGUUUGCGGAAGUCGGAAACAGACGCGCUUGCAUCGCUUCAGGCUAUGCUGCAGGGCCAGCAGCCAUACCCGUCGCUUGCAGCGGCCGCAGCGGCGGCGGCGGCGGGGUCAGCCGCGGCGGCGGCGCGGGCCGCAGGCCCUGGUGCUGCCGCCGUCGCGGCUGCAGCGGCAGCGUUGAUGACGGUAGCCGCGAGGUCGGCGAGACAACCCUCAGCCGCCGCCGCAGAGCCGGGGCCGGCUGCCGCCACCGCUAAAUUCCAGGUGCCCUGUACGGCGGCCGCCACCGGCAAGAAGGAGGGCUUCGGAGGCGGCGGAGGCGGAGGCGACGCCGGCGGCAGUGGCAGCAAGAGCAGGGUGACGCCACCGGCGGCGGGGGAUAAGGCAGGGGAAGGCGGCAAGGGUGCGGAUAAAGGAGGUCGCGGUAGCGGAGGCGGAGGUGGCAGCAUGGGGAGAGAGGGCAGUCCUGCCGCCGCUGGGCAGACUCCGAAGCAGAAUAACCAGCGUGACACGUUCCGCCCGGCUCGAGCACGUGGUGCCGUACGGUACCGUGGAGUACGACAACGGCCUUGGGGAAAGUACGCGGCGGAGAUUCGAGACCCCAUCAAGGGCGGCCGAACCUGGCUCGGUACCUUUGACACGGCGGAGGAGGCGGCCCGGGCUUACGAUGACGCAGCUAGAGCACUCCGCGGUCCCUCCGCGCAGGUCAACUUUCGGUUGCCGGACGACGGCGGCGGCGGUGACGCGACAGCUGCCGGCACGGCACAGGGCGGCGGCGGCGGCGGUGUGGGCACGGACGAUGAUGUCUCGGAGGACGGGGACGACGUCACCGUUGGGGUCCCCGCCGGAUCUGAGAACGGGGACGAUGGCGAGUGGAUUACGGCAGCAGGCAAGAGGAGCCCGCCUGACUACCUGUUUGGUGGGGGGCUGGAGGGCUUGUCGGGUCUAGAUGCCAUCGCUGCAGCCGCAGUUGCUGCGGCGGAAGAGGAGCGGAUGGCUGAAGCAGCUGCAGCGGAGGCUGCGGCAGCUGCGGCAAAGGGAGAGGCUGCGGCAGGAAAGGAGAAGGAGGAGGGCGGAUCCGCUCAUAUCCGCAGUGGGGCUUCCGAACCGUUGCCGGUACGGAUGGAGCGAGAUCAGGAGCAGCAGCCGCCGCAACAAGGGCAGCAGCAACAAGAAGGACAGGGGCAUCAGGAGCAGGAACAACAGCAGCAGCAACAGGAGCAGACGAGUAGUAGACCGGAGAGGUUGAUGGACCCAGAGCAACAAGGGCUGCAAGGACAGCAGCAGCACCAGCAGAAUAACGAGACGAAGCACAUGAUGUGGCAACAGGAGCAGCCGCAACAACAGGACCAGCAGGGGCGACACGGCCAGCAGAUGCCGCCGCCCUCGCCGCAGCAGCAGCGGCAGCAGCAGCAGCCAUGCGUGUGGGAGGUUAGCCUGUCUGCUUCCCCUCUGGACAGUCGCCUCAUGGAGCAACAGCAGCAGCACCAACAACAACAACAGCAGUCAGAACAGCAGCAACAAGACCCGCUUCUAAAAGGCCAGUUUCCGGGUUUUGAUGACCACGGGCUGCCGCGCCUGCUUGGUUAUGCAGCCGCCACAGCAGCAGCCGAGGGGGCAUCCUCAGCGGCAGCAGCAGCAGUAUCAGCUCCUGGCGGUUGCGGGACGUCCGAGUUGGCGCAGCUGCAACAGCGGCAGCAGCAGCAGCAUCAACGACAGCCCUCGGGGGCAGCGGUGGUCGAUUGCGGGUACGGCAGCUGGGGUGCCGUGAUGGUCAAACAGGAGCCGUACGAGGCGCCGUCGCAACAGCAGCAGCAGCCGCUGGGACCCAUAAGUCACCCGGGUGUGCUGGGUGGAGAUGGAGGUCUGGGCGGCCGCAUGACCGAUGCAUUUGCGAGAGGUGACAGCAGGGUUGGCGAGGAGGUGCAACGCCGGCGGCGGCGAGAGGAGUUGGAGGGCGGAGGGGCUGCGGGGUGUGAUGCGGCUGAGGCAGCUGCGGCGGUAGGCGCCGGGGGCAAUGAGGAGGGCGACGAUGGGCGGCCGUGGCAGCGGCCUAGGCUUAAUGGCGACUUUGCGGAAUAGCAUUAAUCCGCAUAUUUUGUCGUGUUAGGACCUUCUUCAGCAUCUUUCUUGCAUAGGCGCAUCCUUGAGUUGCAGCUAGCUGCGUUGGCAAAUGGUAUGUAGGUAGGAAGCUUGUGUUUUGGCAUUAAGGAGUAGAGGUAGGGAGGCUAGGUUGGAUUUGGAUCUUUUUGAUGGGUUUGUGUUGGCUAUUCCUGGAAGGCAUGGAACGAAGGCGCGUGCUGCGCCGGAAAGCGGAAUUGGACAGCCACGAAGCCAUGAAACCCUAAGCCGGAGGUCCAAAAUGUGAUGCUAGGUGGGGGAAAGGAAGCGACGAGGUAGGACCCUAGAGCAGCAUGGCGAAGAGGACAGAGAAGGACUGCAACUCCUGGUGACUACCGUACUCUGUGAUCUUGCUGCCUAGGUGACAUCCAAUGGCAUUGCAUCUGUGCUGUCUUUGCUGUCUUAACAGCAUCGGGGCCGGUCGGCUUCAUGAUGGCAACAUUCAUGUAUUAUCAAUGUUUGUUUUGAUGACUCAUGGGGGUCUCCUAGUGAGCAGGCAUUCCCGGUACUGCUGACAACGCGUUGGUUGCUGUUGUCGUCGUACAUUCGGUUGUUGUCGUGCACAAGGAAUAAGGUAGUGCACCAGAUAUUGCUAUGACACGCGGGAACGUCUUUGCCAUACCUGUGUGACACACCGUAUGUGUGGGUAUUGUAUGGCAAGACUUCAGUUGCUGGCGUGAGCAUCGUGCAUGGGCUUGCUUUCGAUGGCGGGGGCUGUGCUGUACGGGGUACACCUGAACGCCCUGUCAUGCAAGACUUGGUUUUCAUGACUUUGCUUUCGCCUGGGUUGCUUUUGCAGAGCCAGCUGUGAUCCAAGGAGGGUGCCGGCGUGCCGUUAUCAGCUUGUGUGCCCCUUGGAACCGUCAGACGUAUGCUUAGGCUGAUGCUGGCAAAUGCUGCACAGAUGGCAUACAGUGCAUUGUAAUUCCACGAAAGGGC
Astrephomene gubernaculifera is the source of this 5805-nucleotide messenger RNA. Lineage: Eukaryota; Viridiplantae; Chlorophyta; Chlorophyceae; Chlamydomonadales; Astrephomenaceae. The record is from the annotation of a GenBank genome assembly.